Molecule: messenger RNA, 1038 nt
Organism: Metarhizium acridum CQMa 102
Lineage: Eukaryota; Fungi; Ascomycota; Sordariomycetes; Hypocreales; Clavicipitaceae
Source: RefSeq, a predicted model, not a curated record
AUGGACAACAAGCCGCUCUCGGCUUGGAACAGCAUCAUCUCUCUUAACGCAGCCAUAUCGAUUCUAACAACCGCCUAUGGAGCGGCUCUAAUGCAUGGCGUUGGCAAUUUCAUUGGCCAAAUCAAGUGGCUCCGUUUUAAGGAGGGAGUCAAUAAGCUUGAGAAGUUGGAAAGAUUCGACGAAGCAAGUCGCGGGCCUUGGGGAUCCGUCAUGUUUCUUGCCACAGUCAAGUUGAACCUGGCUACUCUUGGUGCCUUGAUUACAAUAGCUCGAGUCGCUUUGUCGCCACUGACCCAGCAAGUGGUAAAGAUCGAGCAACAAUUGGUCCCGGAAGACGACGCUGUCUUUGGAUAUGCGCACGAAUAUAAUCGUGGGCUUAUGCUGGCAAAUAAUGUUCCUGUUUAUGAUGCCCGAGCGAACGGCAGCACAUUCUCAUUUGAACAAACCCGAGAGGUCGUGGUUAAUUCGAAAACCCUUUGGGAACCCGUAACUGAUGAUGGUCUAAGCCCACACUCCAGGGCACAGUUGAACGAGUCCAAGGUCCAGGGCAUUCCUACCCUUGCAAUAACUCGGAGCGACCUCGUUGCCUUGCAAGUCUACCUCGAGUCUGAUUCAAUUGCAAGUAAGUGGGUAUCAGGAAACUGGGUGAAUAAGAACUCAGGCCUCAGUGCCGCGCUUUCAGGCAACGUGGACGUUGGAAAGCGGUUCGAGAUGAUGGCUCUUAGCAUGACAAGUUAUCUACGCUCUGGGCCAAACUCAAUACCCGCAGUCGGGACGAGCUUCAGCAGCCAACCCUUUGUUUCCAUCCGGUGGCUGUAUUUGAUAGGACCCGGCAUCAUUCAGUUUGCAGCUUUGCUGUUUGCCCUAACCACGAUAAUCGGGAACCGAAAAAGCCGGAAUGUGCCGUUGUGGAAGUCUUCUGCACUUGCAGUUCUUGCUUGUCAGUGUGACAACCAGUCUGACAAAAUACAGGCCGAGCCUAUGGAUAUCAAAGAGAUUGAGAAGACGGCGGAGACGACUUUUGCACAGCUGGAGUAG